Molecule: messenger RNA, 486 nt
Organism: Clunio marinus
Lineage: Eukaryota; Metazoa; Arthropoda; Insecta; Diptera; Chironomidae
Source: the annotation of a GenBank genome assembly
AUGGAAAUAUUUAGAAUCAUCAUCAACCAACCUUCACAUGAAUACAAGAUGAAACAAAACAUUUCCAACCCUUUUAUUCGGCAAGCAUAUUAUCUGCCCAUGUGUAAGCUGAAGUGCAGGAAGAAAAGUAAGAGUCGAGUUGAUUUGAAAUCAAAUUUCCGUUUCAAAAAUCAGUUUAUUCGUGAAAUGGGACGAAGAACCGAGGAAAAUGAAUAUUUACAAGAUGCUUUACUUCGUUCUUAUUCCUUUCCAACUUUCUUCCCACGAUUGUCUUUGAUCACAUUUCAACAUUUCUCAUUCCUCGUUUCCAUCUUUGCGAAGAAAAAAGAAAGCGAAUUAUUUCUGCCGGAAGUGAUUGAGAAUGCGAACACGAGGGAGUUAAGAGGUGGCAUGGCAUGUCUAACUGCUUUAAAUGCUCAACUUGUGAAAUUUGGAUGUGGUGAAGUUGUGCCUGAUGCAAAGCUUCUUAUCUUUAAUAUGUUGUGA